CCAAACAAACAACAUAAAAACACAUACAUAUCAGCAAUGGCCGGUAAGGUUUUAGCAAUAAGUUUGACGAUGCUAAUGAUGUUUUGUCGUUCGGGUUCUGAUUUUGGGCAGGACAAGAAAGUGUGCCAACAGCAAUUAGUUAACCUAUCUUCAUGUCUCAAUUUUGUCACUGGAGAUGCCAAAGCUCCAUCCCCAGCAUGCUGCACCGAGCUACACAAAGACGUCGACAAAUCCAAAUUCUGUGUCGGCGUCCUUGUUAGAGACAGGAAUGAGCCCAGCCUUGAGUUCAAGCUCAAUGCCACUCGAGCUUUGAGCCUUAAUUCCCUGUGUAAAACCAACUCAAACGCUACAAUUUGUCCCGAACUCUUGCACCUAUCCCCGAACUCGCCUGAGGCUCAGAUAUUUGACCAAUUUGGCAAUAGUACACAUGCUGGAGGUAGCUUACUUGUCUUCUUUACUCCCAUAUUUAUUUUCUCUGUUUCUCUCCCUCUUGCCAGUUUCGAUGGAUUGCAGAGACAUUGCCUAGUUCAGCCACUAAGUUGAGUGUCAAACUAAUCAGACAAGCAGCCAUUAUUGCAUUCUUGGUUUGGGCAACUACUGGAAGUAGCUAGAAUGUUGUGAGCUAAGAGUUAAGACAUCAUAAUGGUACAGAACAUGUGGUCACAAUGUCUUUCUGAUGUAAAAAUUAUUGGAGUUGUUGUUUAAUGGUGUC
Salvia splendens (bonfire salvia) is the source of this 712-nucleotide messenger RNA. RefSeq names its product non-specific lipid transfer protein GPI-anchored 22-like. The coding region runs from base 37 to 543 and encodes 168 amino acids. NCBI's taxonomy places the organism in Eukaryota, Viridiplantae, Streptophyta, Magnoliopsida, Lamiales, Lamiaceae. The record is from RefSeq and is a predicted model, not a curated record. The transcript has 2 exons.